CGGGCGCUUCUCGGGUCCCUGCCGGGCCCCCAGGCUGGCUUCCGCGGUCGCCAUGACGGCGGCCGUGUUCUUCGGUUGCACCUUCAUUGCCUUCGGGCCUGCGCUUGCCCUCUACGUCUUCACCAUCGCCAUCGAGCCGUUGCGCGUCAUCUUCCUCAUCGCCGGAGCUUUCUUCUGGUUGGUGUCUCUACUCCUUUCAUCCCUUUUAUGGUUCAUAGCAAGCCACAUUACUGAGAACAAAGAUGGACCAACACAGAAAUAUGUGCUAAUCUUCGGAGUGUUGGUUUCAGUCAUUAUCCAAGAAAUGUUCCGAUUUGCUUAUUACAGACUUUUAAAAAAAGCCAGUGAGGGUUUGAAGAGCAUAAACCCAGAUGAGAGUGCACCCUCCAUGCGAUUGCUGGCCUAUGUUUCUGGCUUGGGCUUUGGAAUCAUGAGCGGAGUGUUUUCCUUUGUGAAUACCCUGUCUGACUCCUUGGGGCCAGGUAUUGUGGGCAUUCAUGGAGAUUCUCCUCAGUUUUUCCUUAAUUCAGCUUUCAUGACGCUGGUUAUCAUAUUGCUGCACGUGUUCUGGGGCAUUAUAUUUUUUGAUGCUUGUGAGAAGAAAAAGUGGUACAUUCUUCUUCUAGUUCUCCUGACCCAUCUGCUGGUAUCUACUCAGACCUUCCUAAGUCCUCACUAUGGAAUAAAUCUGGUGUCAGCAUACAUAAUCAUGGUGUUCAUGGGCAUSUGGGCAUUUUUUGUUGCUGGAGGCAGCUGCCGAAGCCUGAAAUUCUGCCUGCUCUGCCAAGACAARGACUUUCUUCUUUACCACCAACGCUCUAGAUAACCUCCGACAAUCAGUUCCUACCAACAGCAGGCUGUGUCAUUAGAGGAAGCACAACAGUGCCUUUUUCUAAAAAGAGUAAAAAAGAAAGAAAUCCCCUUUUCUGGUGGAAUUUUGAAAAAGCAAAGCUAUCUAGAUAGGAAUUCCAU
Urocitellus parryii (Arctic ground squirrel) is the source of this 972-nucleotide messenger RNA. RefSeq names its product aph-1B gamma-secretase subunit (gene Aph1b). Gene Ontology annotation, cellular component: membrane. Lineage: Eukaryota; Metazoa; Chordata; Mammalia; Rodentia; Sciuridae. The record is from RefSeq and is a predicted model, not a curated record. Gene Ontology annotation, biological process: protein processing; positive regulation of catalytic activity.